Messenger RNA from Verruconis gallopava, 3546 nucleotides. Its product is annotated as AMP deaminase. Gene Ontology annotation, molecular function: AMP deaminase activity. NCBI's taxonomy places the organism in Eukaryota, Fungi, Ascomycota, Dothideomycetes, Venturiales, Sympoventuriaceae. The coding region runs from base 1 to 3342 and encodes 1113 amino acids. The transcript is spliced from 3 exons. Gene Ontology annotation, cellular component: cytosol. The record is from RefSeq and is a predicted model, not a curated record. Gene Ontology annotation, biological process: AMP metabolic process; IMP salvage.
AUGUCACCUUACAUUAGAGGCAGCUCGACGCGAGACGCGCCAACACCGAUCAGGUCCGAAGAGGUUGCUUACCUUGUUACAUCGACAUCGAAUAUUUCACCGCCACCGGAUAAACCCAAUUUGCAGACGAUAGCAAUGGACGGAUCCGUCCACUCCCCGGCCAAUUCACCGAUCAUUGGCCCUACUAGAACGCUCACGCAUGACUCCGACGACGAGCACGACUACAAUCUAGACAAUUCGUCGGACGAGGCGAAUGGAAAAGGUGGCGAACAUACACCCACAGACAAUGGAAACACGAAAGAAGAUGAGUCCGCGGUCGACGAUGGCGCAUCUAUUGGUGAGCUUGCGAGGGACAAGCAGAGGAGGACGACGUUCUACGACUAUACUUCUGAGAAGCAAAUGAGUCUGCAAGAGGCGAAACAAUUUUUCCAGAGGCACAAACUUGAAAGCGAAGAUGGACAAAGUCCGCUGUUGCGAGCGAAAACUGUGCCGUCAAAUUUUCAAGACGACGGACUGUACCGAAGCACUAGCAAACGAUCGCGACAAGGCAAAGAUCAGGUCAAUCAGACAGGCAUAUCGAAACCGACAGUGACAGCUUCCACUCGGAACAAUGAAUCAUUUCCUCAAUUGAGAGAUACAGGCGCCGUAGAAUACAACCGGCCCGACCAUUUCGUCCGGUCUGAGCAUCUGGCAAGAGAGCCUAAAAAAUAUCCAGGGCCUUCGCAUGAAUAUAAAUCACCCCAACCAACGUCAGAAGGUGUUUAUGGGUCAAGCACUGCUGGGGUUUUCGCAGCGUCAGAUGCACACGUUACUGCAGAGCUGAGUUCCAUUUACACGAACAUACAAAAGGUUCUGGACCUGCGACAUAAAUAUAUACGCUUGUCGCUGCAAGGGCCGGACGACAAUCCAAAAGACGAUCCCAGUUGGGUGAUAUAUCCCCCACAUCCAACUCCAGCAUGGGAUCACGAUAAGCCUUCAGCGAGCAUGUCGAACAGCACUGUGUUGGACAAGGAGGGCACGUCGAGUCCCGCGCAGCAGCGAACUUCGAGAAAGCUGGGUUCAGAUAUUGGAGAGGACUUCAAUAUUGAUGACCUUAUGCCAGUGCCUGGUGCAAGCGAGAUGACUUUCGAGCUUGACGACAGCGGCGUGUAUCAGGUGUACGAGACAUCAACCGCAGCAGCUCAGGGUACUCCGAUUCUGGCCAUACCCACACUGCGUGAGUUUUACAUGGACCUGGAAGUCAUACUGGACGUUUCUUCGGAUGGUCCUAGCAAAAGCUUCGCCUUCAGAAGGCUACAAUAUCUCGAAGGGAAAUUCAACCUGUACGUGCUACUGAAUGAGUAUCAAGAAAUUGCAGACAGCAAAAAGGUGCCUCACAGAGACUUUUACAACGUUCGUAAAGUCGACACUCACGUGCAUCAUUCCGCAUGCAUGAAUCAGAAGCACUUAUUACGAUUCAUCAAGAGCAAGAUGAAGAAGUCCCCGGAUGAGACGGUUUUGUAUAGAGAUGGAAAGUACUUGACUUUGAAAGAAGUAUUCGAGAGUAUCAAUCUCACGGCUUAUGAUUUGAGCAUUGAUACCCUCGACAUGCAUGCGCACACCGAUAGUUUCCACCGAUUUGACAAGUUCAAUCUUAAGUACAAUCCUGUCGGCGAAUCACGUUUGCGAACCAUAUUCCUCAAGACGGAUAACUUCAUACAUGGGCGGUAUCUGGCUGAGAUCACAAAGGAAGUCAUUGCGGAUCUAGAGGCUAGCAAAUACCAAAUGGUGGAAUGGCGAAUUUCAAUCUAUGGACGUGAGCCAGAUGAAUGGCGCAAGCUCGCUGCAUGGGUUGUUGACAACAAACUCUUCUCCCCCAACGUGCGCUGGCUUAUUCAAGUACCCCGACUUUACGAUGUGUACAAGUCCACAAAGCUGAUGGACAAUUUCGAGCAAGUCAUUAGGAACGUCUUCGAACCACUCUUUAAGGUCACAAGAGACCCUUCAGUCGAUCCAAAACUGCAUAUUUUCCUCCAGAGAGUCAUUGGUUUUGACAGCGUGGACGAUGAGAGCAAAGUUGAGCGGCGAUUGUACCGUAAAUUCCCUGUUCCAAGGGAAUGGAACACAACGCAGAAUCCGCCCUACAGUUAUUGGAUUUAUUAUCUCUUUGCCAACAUUGCGUCCUUAAAUGUUUGGAGAAAGCAAAGAGGUUUCAACACUUUCUUGUUACGUCCGCAUUGUGGCGAAGCCGGCGAUCCUGAUCAUCUUGCUGCCGCGGUACUGUGCUGUCACAGCAUCAGUCAUGGGUUGCUACUACGCAAAGUUCCACUUCUGCAGUAUAUCUUCUACUUGGAGCAAAUUGGCGUUGCCAUGUCACCGCUGAGCAACAAUGCGCUCUUCCUAGCAUAUGAACGCAAUCCGUUCCUUAGCUAUUUCAGACGUGGUCUCAAUGUCUCAUUGUCGACUGACGACCCGCUGCAGUUCGCAUUCACGAAAGAGCCACUCAUAGAAGAAUACGCAGUUGCGGCUCAAAUCUACAAGCUCACCGCUGUAGACAUGUGCGAGCUCGCCAAACAUUCCGUCGUGCAAAGCGGGUUCGAGCAUUCCGUCAAACAACACUGGCUGGGCAAGGAUUAUCGUCUACCUGGGGUCGCGGGUAAUGAUAUGGCCAAAGUCAAUGUGCCUGAUAUUAGAGAAGCAUUUAGGCACGAGACCUUAUUACAAGAAUUAGCAAUGAUCGAAAGAUAUACGAAACCAGCGCAGUCAGCACUUGUGAGCGACAACCUCCCUGAAAAUGCUUCUGUUGUUUCAAAAAGCUCUACAGUCCACCCUGGUUCACCUACUGCUUCCCGGAUGACUGAUCCAUCAUCACACCAGGCUGAAGCGAGUCAAACAAAUUUUGAACUCCCGCCAAGUUAUGCAGCACAUACGGCUCAGUAUUCCCGCCUGAAUCCCUCCUUUUCAACUAAUGAUAUGACGAAUCUUGUUCAGCAGAAGCAAACACAUGGUGCCAUGACUAAGUCACAGUCAAUGGUCUUUACUCCACAAAGUGGACCAUCGGCACAAGUGCCGCCGCAGCCGCCUGUUAUGAGCCCGCAAACGUUCUCGAUACCACAAUCACAAUCGCGCUCUCCUGCACUAGGCAGGACGGAUAGCAUUGUGAACAUGGACGGCUCUGAACCAAGAAUGUUUCCCGGUGUGGUGAUGAAUAGACAUCGACGAAGCAGCUUGCAAAGACCCGAGAGCAGCCAUGAUGCGUUAGGUUCAGGACAGAGUUGGGGCCGACGGAGCGAAGUUGGCGAAACAUUCAACGAAGAUAACAGUGAAGAGAUCUCACCUAGUAAGACGCCUGGCGGUGACUGAGUGCAAGUAAUUGACAUCAUCCACCGUAAGUUCAUAUUGACCAUUGAAUGUACGUGUAUGGCAAUCUAAAUGAGAUGAGAGCCAUGAGAAUCGGUGUUUAUGAAGGAUCUGGGCUUCACUGUAGCCGCAAAGAUGGUCAUGCGCAAGCGAAAAAUCAAAUUUUGUGUAAUAAAGAAUCGCGGCUUUAAAAAUGCCUCGUUAAUU